AUGGUCCUUGAACGCAUCACUUUCAGCAGUUUUUAAGUGAGCAGCAUUUUGCGCUUCAGUCAGACACAAGUGAAAAUGCCCGCAGAUCUGAGCCAGUGGACCGGGCCUCUUACCCUGCCUGAGGUCGAGGAACAGCCUUCAAAGCCUCUGACUGUUAAAUACGGAUCUGUGGAGAUCGACGAGCUCGGGAAAGUGCUCACACCAACCCAGGUGCAGAACCGACCCACAUGCAUCGAGUGGGAAGGAUGUGACUCCAGUAAGUUGUACACUUUGGCCCUGACCGACCCCGAUGCUCCCAGCAGGAAGGACCCCAAAUUCAGGGAGUGGCAUCACUUUCUGGUGGUCAACAUGAAAGGAAAUGAUGUGUCAUCCGGCUGCGUCUUGUCCGACUACGUGGGCUCUGGUCCUCCCAAAGGCACAGGUCUCCACAGGUACGUGUGGCUGGUGUAUGAGCAGUCAGGCAGCCUGUCCUGCUCCGAGCCCGUCCUCACAAACCGUUCUGGAGACGGACGUGGCAAAUUCAAGAUCCAAAGCUUCAGGAAGAAAUACAACCUCGGAGCCCCGGUGGCAGGAACCUGCUACCAGGCCGAGUGGGACGACUACGUCCCCAAACUGUACGAGCAGCUGGCUGGAAAAUAAACUAAAAGACUUUGGAGCGUUCAGCACUUGGAAUUAUCGCAGAGGCUGCUGCUCUGUAGGAAAUUCCCUAAAAAAUCCAAAAACCCCAACAAUGACAAAGCAUAUUUUGUGUGUGCCACUUAAUUCUAAUUGUUUUCUAGCUGUUUUUUUUCCCCUAACCACGCUGUGACUAUAAUAACCGCUCCUCUCAAUGACAUCACCUGCACUAUUCUGCAAUAAAUCUGUUAAACACUGAAA
Messenger RNA from Larimichthys crocea (large yellow croaker), 876 nucleotides. RefSeq names its product phosphatidylethanolamine binding protein 1 (gene pebp1). The coding region runs from base 76 to 639 and encodes 187 amino acids. The transcript has 4 exons. The record is from RefSeq and is a predicted model, not a curated record. Lineage: Eukaryota; Metazoa; Chordata; Actinopteri; Sciaenidae. Gene Ontology annotation, biological process: negative regulation of MAPK cascade.